AUGAAGAAGGGAGAUAAGUCCGCCAGCGAGUACAUGCAGAAGGUGAAGGCCCUCGCCGACGCCAUGGCUGCCGCUGGUUCCCCUCUCUGCGAUGACGAGAUCAUCGACUACAUGCUUACCGGGUUGGGAACUGCGUUCAACCCGAUAGCGGCGUCUAUGGACUUCGCGGCCACGCAUGUCACGCUGGCCAUGUUCUACAAGAUCGUACUCAACUAUGAGGGCCUUCAGAAGCAGCAGCAGGCAGAUCCCGAGGACUGGACCUCCUCGGCUAACGUCGCGUCUCGCCCCUACUUCAACAACUCCGGGCGUGCGGGCGACUCGUCUCGCCCUAGCGGUGGUCAUCCCGCGGGUGGUGGCUCGCAGGGACAGCAUGGCCCUGUCCAAGGAAGCCACGGACAAGGGUCUGGAGGUCACGGUGGAGGUGGCCAAGACCGUCGACGCAACGACGGCAAUGGCGGCAACAAUGGCCACAAUGGAGGAGGACGUCGCAGGUGGUGCCCCCAGUGCCAGAUUUGUGAAAUCUGGGGGCAUGACAUGAGUGAAUGUCGUCGGCUCUAUUGA
This is a messenger RNA of Lolium perenne, 561 nucleotides long. RefSeq lists its product as uncharacterized. The record is from RefSeq and is a predicted model, not a curated record. Lineage: Eukaryota; Viridiplantae; Streptophyta; Magnoliopsida; Poales; Poaceae.